Vavraia culicis subsp. floridensis is the source of this 2238-nucleotide messenger RNA. RefSeq lists its product as uncharacterized. NCBI's taxonomy places the organism in Eukaryota, Fungi, Microsporidia, Pleistophoridae. Gene Ontology annotation, molecular function: ATP binding; DNA binding; DNA helicase activity. Bases 1 to 2238 code for a protein of 745 amino acids. Gene Ontology annotation, biological process: nucleobase-containing compound metabolic process; establishment of sister chromatid cohesion. Gene Ontology annotation, cellular component: nucleus. The record is from RefSeq and is a predicted model, not a curated record. The transcript has a single exon.
AUGCAUUCUCUGAACGUGACUCUAUACGAUUCGCAGAAAGAUUUCAUAGAAAAGGCUCAAAGAACGAUCGAAAACAACCAAGUAGCAAUAUUCUCUUCGCCUACGGGUACCGGAAAAACACUAAGUCUUCUUCUAUCGAUAGUGCCGUAUAUCGAGAAACAUGUCAUCAGCGAUUUUUCUGGUGUGAGUAGUGCUAACAGGGCGUUGAUAAAUGAACUAAAUUUCAACGACACACCGAUCUAUUACUGUUCACGGACACAUUCACAGCUGAACCAGGCAAUCAACGAACUUAAAAAGCUGAAAAUCGCCUGUAACGCGGUUGUUCUCGGCUCGAGAAUGCUUUACUGUAAGCACACGAGUGUGAAUUCCUUAGAUAACUUGGAAAUGAUGAAUGAACGAUGCAAGGAACUUCGAGAAAAGGAUAAAUGCGAAUACUUUCUGAAUUUGAACGGUGAUCUUGAUACCAUACGAUCUGAACUUGAUGGUUACAUCCUGUCCAAUGGUGCUACACAAACCACAUCGAACAAAGAAAGUUAUCUCAAAACUGGAACUCUUAGCAAAGCGAUGCUUAAAUUAGAGAAUAAAGCUGGUUUUUCGUCAAAAAAACUUGGAAACGAAAUAAACGCUUCUGGUCUCUUCAGCAAACAGACUGUUCCCGUAAAUGGGCUUGGAUCCGAGACUAAUGGUCGGUACAGCGCAUUCACAAAUAACAACAAGGACAGCACAAGUAUGUACAAAGCAGCCACGCAUUCUGGUGCUAUUUCAUUUGUGAAUGAAGGAAUAUACGAUAUUGAAGAUUUAAAAAGCAGUAGUUGUAAUUUUUGUCCAUACUACAAGUCGAAAGAGCUGUCCAAGUCAGCCUCUAUCAAAUUCCUCCCGUACCAAAUGCUGUUCAGUAAAGAUGCACGGGAUAGCUUCAAAUUGCAAAUCAAAGACUCGAUUAUCAUCAUUGAUGAGGCUCAUAACAUUUAUGAAAGCGUAAUACAAAUGAAUAGUGUGUCAGUAAGCUAUCACCUCAUAAAAAAGUACAUAAAAGCGUUCUCGAAGUAUAGAGCGAGAUUUUCACAAAAGUGUGAUGCAACACAAGUUCCUUCGCUUGAUAAUUGCCGUGCCAAUGGAUUCACUCAGGGUAAGGUGAUUGCUGAUGCAUUUCUAGAUAUCCUAGGACACCUGGACAAUUUCUGUGAAUGUAAUAAAAACCAGGCGCUCACAGAAGAAAAGUGCCUGAGAGUAAACGAUUUUUUGGUCAAAAGUCAUCUUCAAAACUACAACAUGUUCAGACUCAAGGAGUAUAUGAGAAGUACAAGCUUGACACAAAAACUCGAAGGAUAUGAAAAAGAUCUACACUUUGGACUUUAUACAAUUGUUAACUUUCUAGUGUUGUUGACGAACAGCGACAGUAAUGGAUUGAUUCUGUACGAUAUGAGCAAAAUUCGGUUCACGCCCUUAGAUCCCAAACUUUAUUUUGAGGAUGUUCUAGAAUGCAAAUCGCUCAUACUGGCAGGCGGAACUAUGGAACCAUUAAAUAAUUUGCUUUGCAUUUUGAAGAAUGCGAGUGUGUUUUCAUAUGGGAGCAUUUGCAAGAACUUUGCGGCGUAUCUUUUGGCAGACGGGCCGUCGGGAAAAAAACUGCGGCUGACCUAUGAGCACAGGGAAAACAGCCAAACGUUAAAUGAACUGUUCAACACAAUCAAUAAUCUCAUCAAUAACGCUCGUAGUGCGCUACAAAAACGGAGUACUUAUGGUGGAAUUAUUUGUUUCCUUCCAUCCAAAAAUUUUUUGAAAAUAGUGAGAGAAAGGUUCGAUUCCAAGUGCAACAGUGACGUUUCGUAUGUAUUUGAGGACCUGAAACAGUUUACUAAGGAAUGCAGCACCAAAACUACAGUGCUAUUUGCAGUUAUGGGAGGGCGAUUAAGUGAAGGCAUCAACUUCAGCGACCAUUUUUGUAGAUUAUUGAUCAUUGUUGGCAUUCCUUUUCCAUCGAUGAAUGUUGAAAUCAAGGAAAGGAUAAAAUUUCAUGGAAGAGAUUAUACAACCAUCAUAGCACUUAAGACGGUAAAUCAAGCACUCGGAAGAGCGCUGAGACACAAACAUGAUCAUUCCGGUAUCGUGUUGAUCGAUGAAAGAUACGACAAACUGCAAUAUUUGCUCUCUCCGUGGAUAAGGGAAAAGAUUAGAAAAGUAAAGUUUGGUGAGCUGUUUAAGGAGCUCCAUUUUUUUCUUAGAACGUGCCAAUAG